GGUAUAGAAGCAAGGGCCAUGACACUGAAAAAGAAAAUGUGGAAAGCAGUAGUGUGUGUGUGCCUGCUGCUGAACAUAGCUGAGGAGCUGAAUGCGGCCGGAGAUAAGGCAAGCCGACCUGCUGCAGAAAACACCGGACCCAAAACGAAGGCCAGAGGAAACCUUCCUGAGAGUCCAAGUGGUUCUUUCUUUGGUCAUUUGCUGGUGAUACCGAUGGAUGGCAGUCACUGGAUGGAUCUGAAGGCCGUUGCUGAAGAAAUAGGUCGUCGUGGACACCAGGUCACUGUGGUGAUCCCUGAGGUCAGCGUGCGGAUGGGCCCUGGUAAACACUACAAAACUCUGACCUAUCCUGUCCCUUAUGACAAGGAAAGGAUUGAUUCACUGUUGUCCAUGCACAUGGAUGUACUACGCCAAUCUACACAGUCUUUCAUGGAGAAAAUAAACAGCCGAUUUUCACAAAUAAAGAACAUCACAAGCUUCAUCCAUACCACUGCUGAAAGCCUGCUGUUCAACGCCAGUGUCAUCUCACAUCUAUCACAGCAGCACUUUGAUGCCGUCUUGACAGACCCGAUGGUGCCCACGGGUUCAUUAAUAGCUAGGAAGUUAGGUCUUCCCACCGUCAAUUUGCUGAGAGUGAUUCCAUGUGGCUUGGACACCAAGUCUGCAGCCUGCCCCGCCCCUCCCUCCUAUGUCCCUCGCUUCUUCACCAAAUUCACAGAUAAAAUGAACUUCUGGCAAAGAGUAAUCAACACUUUGGUAAGUUUAUUGGAGCCACUGCUUUGCCGCCUGUUCUAUUGGCACUUCGACCAUAUAGCUUAUCAGUUCCUGGGAGAGGAGGUGGGUGUCGCUGAAGUGCUGUCCGAGUCUGCUAUCUGGCUGCUCAGGACUGACUCUAUACUAGACUUCCCUCGCCCCCUCAUGCCUAAUAUGGUGUUUGUGGGCGGCAUCAGCUGCAACAUCAGAAACCCCCUGCCACAGGAUCUGGAGUCCUGGGUGUCAGGAGAGCACGGCUUUGUGGUGUUCACCCUGGGCACCGCAGUGUCUGUUUUGCCAGAAGAAAUAACCGCUGUCUUACUCGAGGCCUUCAGACAGAUUCCACAGAAGGUUAUAUGGAGAUACACGGGGCCAGUUCCUGAUGAUGUCCCAGAAAAUGUGAAGAUGAUGGAAUGGGUGCCACAGAACGAACUACUAGCACAUCAUGGAGUUCGGGCUUUCAUCACUCAUGCUGGGUCACAUGGUCUAUAUGAGGGCUUGUGUCAUGCUGUUCCCAUGGUGAUGAUGCCACUUGGUGGAGACCAGCCCGAUAACGCUCAGCGGAUGGCAAGCAGGGGAGUGGGCGUCGUCUUGGACAUUACUACCAUCACCGUGGAAACCCUCCUUCAGGGACUAAAUGAUGUCAUCAAUAACAGCAGCUAUAAAGAGAGUGUGGAGAAGCUUUCAGCUUUCCAUAAAGACCGGCCCUUCGACCCCCUCGAGCUCUCCGUGUACUGGACAGAGUUUGUGAUGCGGCACAAAGGGGCGACACAUCUGAGAGCUGCUGCUCAUGACCUCAACUGGGUCCAGUACCACUGCCUGGAUGUACUGGCACUGCUGGCUACUGUGGUGCUGCUCGUUGUCAUGGUGACCAUGAGAUGCAUGAGACUGUGCCUUAGGAAGCUGAGCAGGAAGAGGAAGCAGGACUAAUCUGAAGGCAGGAAGAGCAACUGAUUAUC
Messenger RNA from Myripristis murdjan (pinecone soldierfish), 1712 nucleotides. Its product is annotated as UDP-glucuronosyltransferase 1-1-like. The record is from RefSeq and is a predicted model, not a curated record. NCBI's taxonomy places the organism in Eukaryota, Metazoa, Chordata, Actinopteri, Holocentriformes, Holocentridae. The transcript has 9 exons. Gene Ontology annotation, molecular function: UDP-glycosyltransferase activity. The coding region runs from base 19 to 1683 and encodes 554 amino acids.